AAGAGAUUCAUAAAAUAAAAGGAUAUAAAAUAUGACAACAUAUACCUAAAAGGUGGUGGGGAGAGGAGUAAAGAAUGAGCUCAAGCUAACACAACCAUCAAACUGAUAUAGACAGAGGAUGCUAUACACAACCCUAAUGGUAACCAUAAAUCCAAAAUCAGUAAUAGAUACGCAAAGAAUAAAAAGAAAAGAAUCCCAAGUAUAUCACUAAAAAAAGCUGACUAAUCAUAAGAGAAGAGAGCCAGGGAAGAAAGGAAAAAAGAACUACAAAAACAACCAUGAAGCAAGUAACAAAAUGCCAAUAAAUACAUAUCUAUCAAUAAUUACUUUGAAUGUAAAUGCGCUAAAUGCUUCAUUCAAAAGACACAGGACAACAGAGUGGAUUAAAAAAAUAAUAACAAGACCCCCCAAAAAGACCCAUCUAUAUGCUGUGUACAAGAGACUCAUUUCAGACUGAAAGACAUCUGCAGAUUGAAAGUGAAGGGAUGGAGCCCCACCCAAUCAGAGGCACAGCAGGCUCAUGACUCCAGGCUUGGACGUCAGAGCUAAGAAGUGUUCAGAACCCAAGUCAUGGAUCCACUUAUGCGUAAAGAAAAUUCCAAAGUUAAACAACCUGUCAGCAAAGUUGAGAAGGCCAAGCAGAAAUCAGCCCAGCAGGAGCUGAAGCAAAGACAAAAAGCAGAGAUCUAUGACCUCAACAGAGUCAUGACAGAACCUGAGCAGCAAGAGUUCAAUGAGUUCUGUAAACAGAUGCAGGCGUCUGGAGAGUGAGCCACUCCUUGUUCAAACUAGAUGGGAUCCCAGAGGCUUUGUCUGUCAGCUUGUUACUAGUUUUAGGCUGAGAUGGUUCAUUUGGAACCGUACAAAACUAGACAGGAAGACAUUUGUGUUAUCCCUAAAACUGGAUAAAUCUGAACUUACUGCAUGUAACGUUGGCUUCACUGAUUCCUCCAGUCUGAAUUAUCCCAGUACUUACUGAAGAGACUUGUUUUAUUCUUCUUAGACAAUAGAUUUUUUAUGUUUCCAUUGUUUGAGAAAAAUCAGUGUUUCUUGUGAAACUGUAGAUCUUCUCCAAAAGUAUAAAUAAAAUACUAAUAAAAAAAAAAGUGAGGGCAUGGAGAAACAUUCAUUAUGCAAAUGGAUGCCAGAAGAAAGCUAGGAUAGCAAGUCUUAUAUUGGAACAAAUAGAUUGUAAAACAAUGAAUGUAACAAGAGACAAAAAAGGACACUAUUUAUUAAUAAAGGGGACAAUCUAAC
Lynx canadensis (Canada lynx) is the source of this 1257-nucleotide messenger RNA. RefSeq names its product small vasohibin-binding protein-like. The coding region runs from base 571 to 771 and encodes 66 amino acids. Gene Ontology annotation, cellular component: apical part of cell. The transcript has a single exon. Gene Ontology annotation, biological process: protein secretion; negative regulation of protein ubiquitination. NCBI's taxonomy places the organism in Eukaryota, Metazoa, Chordata, Mammalia, Carnivora, Felidae. The record is from RefSeq and is a predicted model, not a curated record.